This is a messenger RNA of Elgaria multicarinata webbii, 667 nucleotides long. RefSeq names its product CTD small phosphatase-like protein 2-B. The coding region runs from base 1 to 540 and encodes 179 amino acids. Gene Ontology annotation, molecular function: phosphoprotein phosphatase activity. Lineage: Eukaryota; Metazoa; Chordata; Lepidosauria; Squamata; Anguidae. The transcript is spliced from 7 exons. The record is from RefSeq and is a predicted model, not a curated record.
AUGCCUCAGGAGGGGACCUCAGCCGUGUCCUCCUUGACAGCUCUUUGGGACGACACCUCGAAGUUUGUCACGUCUUUUCAGGAUCGGUGCUAUCAGGUUUCGCUCAAGCUGAGGCCCCACAUACAUGAAUUCCUGGAAGCUCUUGCCAAAACCUAUGAGAUCUUUGUGUUCACCACGGCCAAACAAGAUUAUGCGGAUAAAAUUCUGGACGCCCUCGGGCCGCACAGGAAGCUGAUCAGGCAUCAGCUGUACCAAGAGGACUGCCUCUGUUGCCACGGCUCCUACGUAAAGGACCUGUCGGUAUUGGACAGAGACCUGGACAGGACAGUGGCCGUCGCGACUUACCUGCAAGCGUUCCCUUACCAGACAUCCAACGUGAUACUGAUCCCUCGAUGGCUGGGCGAUCCGCAGGACAAAGAAUUGCUACACUUGAUCCCGGUGCUAGAAAAACUUAGCCAGGCGGUUGAUGUUCGUGCUGAAAUAAAGGUGAAAAACCAUGGCAAGGCGAUGGCUGAGACACAGCACCCUUUUCCAGUAUGAAUGAGCUAUUUCCAAAGUGGUGUUUGGUAUCCUCUCGAACCCUAAAACAUGAUCUCACAGAGAUAUUUUUGUUCUUUCGCCCUGGCGAAUUUUGCUUCGGUUCUAUUGACUUGAAAGUGGAGGCGAU